GCUGCCGCCAUGUUGGCGGCGCCGCUGCGCUGCGCCCGCAGGGAGCCCCUGAGCCUGUUUGGUGUCACAGGCACAUAUUUCUGACGGGGAUCGCAGCCAUGGCCACGGUGGGGACACCCGGCCCCCCCAGCGUCCCUUGUCACACCAACCGCCUGAUUAACGAAAAGUCCCCGUACCUCCUGCAGCACGCCCACAACCCUGUGGAUUGGUACCCUUGGGGUCAGGAAGCCUUUGAUAAAGCAAAGAGAGAAAACAAGCUGAUAUUCCUGUCAGUUGGCUACUCCACCUGCCACUGGUGCCAUGUCAUGGAGGAAGAGUCUUUCAAGAACAAGGAGAUUGGGGAGAUCAUGAAUGAGCACUUUGUAUGCAUCAAAGUGGAUCGUGAGGAGCGGCCAGAUGUGGAUAAAGUAUACAUGACCUUCGUGCAGGCCACCAGUGGUGGAGGUGGUUGGCCCAUGAGUGUCUGGCUGACCCCAGACCUCAAGCCCUUUGCUGGGGGGACGUAUUUCCCUCCUGAGGAUGGAGUUCAUCGUGUUGGUUUUCGGACUGUGCUGCUCCGGAUCGCAGAGCAGUGGAAGGAGAACAAAGAUGCCCUGUUGGAGAGCAGCCAGAGGAUUCUGGAAGCAUUGCGACACACAUCAGAGAUCCGUGUGCAGGGCCAGGAGUCACCCCCACCAGCCAAAGAGGUGAUGGACACCUGUUUCCAGCAGCUCUCCAGAUCCUAUGAUGAGGAUUAUGGUGGAUUUUCCAAAUCCCCCAAGUUCCCCACCCCAGUGAAUUUGAAUUUCCUGUUCACGUACUGGGCCCUGCACCAAACAACUCCAGAAGGUGCCCGGGCACUGCAGAUGGCUCUGCACACCCUCAAGAUGAUGGCCUGUGGGGGCAUCCAUGACCACAUUGGUCAGGGGUUUCACCGCUACUCCACUGACCAGCACUGGCAUGUUCCUCACUUUGAGAAGAUGCUGUAUGACCAGGGGCAGCUGGCAGCCAUGUACAGCAAAGCCUUCCAGAUCUCUGGUGAUGAAUUCUUUGCUGAUGUUGUCCGAGACAUUUUACUCUACGUCUCGCGUGACCUGAGUGACCAGGCAGGAGGUUUCUAUAGUGCAGAAGAUGCAGAUUCCUAUCCGACCACCACAUCUAGAGAGAAGCGAGAAGGAGCUUUCUGUGUAUGGACAGCCAAGGAGCUCCGGGCUCUCCUCCCCGACCCUGUUGAGGGGGCCAGAGAGGGGACAACCUUGGGAGAUGUCUUCAUGCACCACUAUGGAGUGGAAGAGGCUGGCAACGUGGACCCCAUGAAGGACCCCCAUCAGGAGCUGAAGGGAAAGAACGUCCUCAUUGCCCGCUGCCCCCCGGCGGUGACGGCAGCCCGGUUUGGGCUGGAGCCAGGCCGGCUGAGUGCCCUGCUGCAAGAAUGCCAACACAGACUGUCCUCAGCCCGGGCACAGCGGCCACGGCCACACCUGGACACCAAGAUGCUGGCAGCAUGGAAUGGGCUGAUGAUCUCAGGCUUUGCCCAGGCUGGGGCUACCCUGGCUGAGCAGGGAUAUGUGAGCAGGGCUGCACAGGCAGCUGCCUUCCUGAGGACACACCUUUUCGACCCCGACAGCGGGAGGCUGCUUCGGAGCUGCUACCGGGGCAAGCACAACUCAGUGGAGCAGAGUGCUGUGCCCAUCCAGGGCUUCCUGGAGGACUAUGUCUUUGUCAUCCAGGCACUCUUUGACCUGUAUGAAGCCUCCCUGGAGCAGAGCUGGCUGGAGUGGGCCCUUCAUCUCCAGCACAUGCAAGACAAACUCUUCUGGGACCCUAAAGGCUUUGCUUAUUUCUCCACUGAGGCCAGCGAUCCCUCUCUGCUCCUGCGUCUCAAGGAUGACCAAGAUGGAGCAGAGCCCACCCCUAACUCUGUCGCUGUCACAAACCUGCUCCGAGCAGCUUGUUACUCUGGUCAUAUGGACUGGGUGGAAAAAGCCAGCAAGAUCUUGGCUGCCUUCUCAGAGAGGCUGCAGAAGAUCCCGAUAACCCUCCCAGAGAUGGCCCGGGCCACCGCUGUCUUCCAUCACACCCUCAAACAGGUUGUCAUCUGUGGGGACCCCCAAGGAGAAGACACCAAAGAGAUGCUGCAUUGUGUCCGCUCUGUCUUCAGCCCAAACAAGGUGCUGAUGGUCGCAGAUGGAGACAGCUCUGGGUUCCUCUACCGCCAGCUGCCUUUCCUUGCAUCCCUGGAGAGGAAGGAUGGGAAGGCCACUGCCUAUGUCUGCAGCAACUUCACCUGCUCCCUGCCUGUCACCUCUGUCCAGCAGCUGCGUGGGAUGCUCAGCCCAUGAGCCCUCAGUCGUGCUGCCUGUGGGAAGGCAAGAGUGGGACAGACUGGCACGGGAACAUGGGAGAACCUCUAUAACAGAGGCAACCUGAGCACCAUCCCAGAUGGCUCCUAGCAGUGCAGUGGGGCUGUGCCCUUCCCCACCUGCAGCAGGUUGGGGUCUGCUUGCAUUGUUGCUUCAGCAGUGUCUCAGCACUGGUCCUGGGUCCUGUUUUUGGUAUGUCCAGGAGACACCCAUGGAGGAGCAUCUCCUGCCUCUGUAUUCAUGCUUGCUUCUCACCUCUUCUUGCUGAGGAAAAGAAAACCAAAUUAAAUAUAAAUCCAGUGUUAAUGGAGAAGUCAGAUGGGAGCACUGUUAGGGUUCCUAUAGCAACCCAGGGUAACACUGUCAAAAGCACCUGGAUGACUUGGGAGUCAAGCGCUCUUAAAAGUGUUACUGGCUACAACAGCUGUGGUAUUUUUCCGUUUCAGAGGAGAUUGUAACAUACAUUAACUGACUAUAUAGUGCAUGGAAAAAACCUGCUGAUUACAACUGAUGUAAAGUUUAUUCUCUCUUUCCUCCCCUCCUUCCUUCCUUGUC
Melozone crissalis (California towhee) is the source of this 2897-nucleotide messenger RNA. It is a transcript of the gene SPATA20, whose product is annotated as spermatogenesis associated 20. The coding region runs from base 99 to 2321 and encodes 740 amino acids. The record is from RefSeq and is a predicted model, not a curated record. The transcript has 16 exons. Gene Ontology annotation, biological process: carbohydrate metabolic process. Lineage: Eukaryota; Metazoa; Chordata; Aves; Passeriformes; Passerellidae.